Messenger RNA from Oppiella nova, 548 nucleotides. The record is from the annotation of a GenBank genome assembly. NCBI's taxonomy places the organism in Eukaryota, Metazoa, Arthropoda, Arachnida, Sarcoptiformes, Oppiidae.
UGACAUUUAGAGUGAGUGGUGUCUAUGCGUUGAGUUGUGGCCCACGAGUGACUGUACUAUUGGUUUGAAAACAAAUGAUAUUUUUUGAAACCGAAAGUCGAGUGGAAAUGCAUUUGUUGUCAUAUGAAAUGAGUUUCAAAUUAAGACUAUUUGUGUAUUGCAUUAGAAAUCAUAGGAACUAUGCUUUGGUUUGUAAUGUCACGAGUUGUAGGAGUUAUGCAAAGCUAGCAUUCAUUGGAAGCGUGUCUUCCGUGAAGAACUCGUUGACAGCGAAGACAUGUCGCCGAUGGACACGAAAUGCAUCACUCGUUGCACACAUGAGUUCAUCGACACAACCAUUGGAUGACUUGACGUUUGAGCGCAUCGUUGACCACACUUUGGAUCACUUGACGGAACAGUUGGACACUAUUGUAGAGUCAAGUGAUGGUCUCGAAGAAAGUGAUGUCUCUUUGAACAAUGGUGUGAUUACACUGAAUCUGGGAUUACAUGGCGUUUAUGUGAUUAACAAACAAACUCCUAAUAAACAGAUUUGGUUGUCAUCUCCUGUC